UCAGGAUUGGGUUUGAGCAGAUACAAUCAGAUCAGGGGCAAAAAUCGAAACAUCUCUAGUAAGAUCUUUUCUUGUUUUUUGGGCUGAGCCAUCAUGUCUGAUGAGCAUGUGACCAGGAGGAGGGGGUCAGUUAGUUUUAGGAGGAAGCUUCUCAUCCUGUCACAUUCAGCUUGACUUCACUCUGAACUGCUGCAAGAGAGAGAGAUGAGGCUCCAUUCACUGCUGCUGUCGCUCGCCCUCUGCUGCUGCUUCGCUGCAGAACCUCCCGGUCCUCCGGCGCUUAGCUUGAACUCAGAAUUUCAACCUAACCAAACCGAGGUGGUUCUGAUGGCUGGAUCCAGCUUUCAGCUCAGUUGCCAUGGGAACGGAACAGCGCACUGGUCCAGCACUGCAUUUCUGGUGAGGUUCCUCAAGAAACAGGACUCACUAAAAGUGAUGAAGGCAGAGCCCAGGCACACUGGGACAUACCGCUGCAGUUACGCAAACCAGAGCCUGGAACACCUGAACACCUGGAUCCACCUGUACAUCACAGAUCCGGCCGACCCCUCCUCUGUGUUUGUCACCCCUCGCAGAAUCCCCAGCCUCAAAGAAGGAGACAACUUCCUGUUUAUGUGUCUUCUGACUGACCCGUCGGUCACUAAUGUCACUCUUCAACCACAGGACAGGAACAGUGGCCUACCUCCUGGAAUGAAUGUCACCUUUGACCCUCAAAAAGGAGUCCUGAUCCAUCAUCUGAGGACGUCCUAUGAAGGACGGUACCACUGUUCAGGAUGGAGAGAUGGCCAGGAGUUCAGAUCCAAACCUGUAGACCUGCUUGUUCUUCCCAAACUGCGUCACCCCCCCACCUUGUACAUCAGUCAGGCUGACUUUAUUCGUUUGGAGGGAGAGCUGUUUGAUGUCACCUGUCAGGCCAGUAAUCCCUCCCACUUUGUCAACAUCUCCUGGACACACCCACACAUUCAGGAUGUGAAUGUCACCGCUACCCGUCUCUAUGACAACAAGCACUUGUUCAUCAACAGCACUCUGACUGUGCUGUCAGUCACACAGAGACACACUGGACUGUACACCUGCACUGCUGUGAAUGAAGCUGGGGUGUCAGUGGUGAGAGCACACCUGAGAGUGUUAGAUCACGCUUAUUUGAGAAUCUGCUCGUACCUGCAGACAGGUGACACCUUGCAGGAUACCAACUCCAGCUGCAUGCCACUGGAGGACUGGAAAACGGUAGCGUUUAACAGCAGCAGUUCCCUCAGAGAAAAGGGACAUUUGAUAGCUAGCGUUAGCACCAACACAACACAAGUGCGUAGCAUUGGCAGUGCUAACAUUAGGGGCUACAGCAAGGUGGAGGUGUACGAAGGUGAAGACGUCACGCUGACCUUUGUUAUGGAGGCAUAUCCUCCAAUAAGACGACAACACUGGAGGACACCGACACAUAUGAACAACAACACCACCGUGUUCCAGGAAAGCUUCUCCACUAAUGGCUGCAGGUCAAAGGCCAGCCUGCUCCUGCGGCGUGUGCGACACCAGGACAGAGGUCAAUACUCUUUUUAUUUUUCCAACUGGUUCUUUAACGGGUCACAAGAUGUGGACCUCCAAAUCUACCGUUCUCCAACUGCUGCAGUCUCUCAGCAGAACGAGUCUCUGACCUGCAGCAGCUCUGGACACCCCCCACCCACAGUCUACUGGCUGACCUGCACCAGCAUGGACAGGUGUGAAAACACCUCCACCCACCAGGUGUCUCACACUAGUAUGACCUCACAGGAAGGGGUGGAGGAGGUGAAGAUGCACCUCCCGCUGUCAGCUGAUGAGGAUGUCAUAUUCGUGUGCGUGGCGUACAACCUGGUGGGAGAAAUUCGUGACGUGUUUGUUCAUCGUUCCGCCAGAGUCUCUACCGUCUUCACACCAGCUCUGAUCGGCGCUCUGAGUGCUGCAGCCAUCCUUUUCCUACUUCUGUUGGUUGUCUUCUACAGAUGCAGACAGAAACCGAAGUUUGAGAUUCGGUGGAAGAUUAUCGAGAGCACUGAUGGGAACAACUACACCUUCGUUGACCCCACCCAGCUGCUGUACAACCAGAAGUGGGAGUUUCCUCGUGACAAACUCAGACUAGGUGCAGUUUUGGGUUCCGGGGCCUUUGGGAAGGUUGUUGAAGCAACAGCAUAUGGUCUGGGAACGGAAGACAAAGCCACCAGAGUGGCGGUCAAGAUGUUGAAACCACGAGCUCACUCAGAGGAACGGGACGCGCUAAUGUCAGAAAUGAAAAUCCUCAGCCAUCUUGGUUACCAUGACAACAUAGUGAACUUAUUGGGAGCAUGCACUCAAGGAGGCCCCAUGCUAAUGAUCACUGAAUACUGUAGUCAUGGCGACCUGCUGAACUUUCUGCGGGCUCAUGCUCAGGACUUCAUGGUGUCCAUGAUGAGUGUGGAAGAGGACGACGCCUGUUAUAAGAACAUAGCGGUGCAGCCCCCCCGACUGCGCAGUGACAGUGGGAUCUCGUGCUGGUCAGACUACCAGGAGGUGAAGCCGGCUCUGAGCCCAGGACACACUGACCCAGGUCAGCUCAUCGGCACGUUGUCUGUCUUUGACCUCAUGAGGUUUUCCUACCAAGUGGCUGAGGGUCUGGACUUCUUGUCCUCCAGGAAUUGUAUCCACAGAGACGUAGCAGCGAGGAACGUGCUACUCACAGAUCGCCAUGUUGCAAAGAUCUGCGACUUCGGCUUGGCUCGAGACAUCAGGAACGAUGACAGCUACAUCGUUCAAGGAAACGCCCUGCUUCCUGUGAAGUGGAUGGCCCCCGAGAGCAUCUUUGAGUGUGUCUACACAGUCCAGAGCGACGUGUGGUCCUACGGAGUCUUGCUGUGGGAGAUUUUUUCUCUUGGUAAAAGUCCCUACCCCAAUGUUGUCGUGGAUACCAACUUCUACAAAAUGAUCAAAGAUGGCCGCCACAUGGAACAGCCAGAAUUCGCCCCAGAUGAAAUGUACCACCUGAUGACACUCUGCUGGAGUUUGGAGCCCACCAACAGACCAACGUUCAAAAUGAUUGGUCAGCUCAUCAGCAGACUCCUCCCCUCCACCAAUGACAUGCUGCAACAUCCCAAUGACCAGGUGAUGUACAAGAACAUAGACGAGUGCAGAGAAGAUGAAGAAGUCCGAGGAGCAUCGCUGAAGAGAAGAGAAGAAGAGCGAGAUCACCGUGACGAUGCAGAGGAGAUGAAGCUGAAGAACAUCUACCAGCUUUCCUGAUGUCCCCAUCCAAUCAGAACGCUUCUAUCAGUUAGAGUCCUCUGACCUCAUCACUGAAACCAAGCUUUAUUCAUAGAGCGAACAGGAAGUGAGCCCCAACAGAAGUCUCUCUGCCUGUUUUGUGGACCUGGCGUCCGGGGCGUUUUGGUCUGUGGAGUGUUUUGAACAUUUUUGAUUUCUAACAAAUAAAAAUCCUAAAAGCUGAAAGAAUUAUAAUUAAAUUUUUGAAGUAAAAGUUUUCAAUCAUUUUGUUUUCAAAUGAUCGUUUUGAACUUUGUAAAUCAGAAAUGAUCCCACUGUGUUGGGCUGAUCCGUUUUGAGCUUCGUCUCUUUUGUGAUUGAUCAGAAGCAUGAUUGUGUUUUUCAGUCAUGUUUGAUUUUAAACUGCAGAAGGUUAAUUUUCUAUUUUACUGUCAAUGACAUUCACAAGCUCUCUGCUGAGGUCCUAAAUAAAGUCAACCAAGCUGUUGGACCUGA
Molecule: messenger RNA, 3714 nt
Organism: Nothobranchius furzeri (turquoise killifish)
Lineage: Eukaryota; Metazoa; Chordata; Actinopteri; Cyprinodontiformes; Nothobranchiidae
Gene: csf1rb
Product: colony stimulating factor 1 receptor, b
Biological process (GO): cytokine-mediated signaling pathway; multicellular organism development; positive regulation of cell migration
Cellular component (GO): plasma membrane; signaling receptor complex; CSF1-CSF1R complex
Molecular function (GO): growth factor binding; cytokine binding; ATP binding
Source: RefSeq, a predicted model, not a curated record